This is a messenger RNA of Homarus americanus (American lobster), 4132 nucleotides long. RefSeq names its product glutamate receptor ionotropic, delta-1-like. Lineage: Eukaryota; Metazoa; Arthropoda; Malacostraca; Decapoda; Nephropidae. The record is from RefSeq and is a predicted model, not a curated record. Bases 255 to 974 code for a protein of 239 amino acids. The transcript is spliced from 8 exons.
UUUUCUCCCUUCACAGCCCAGGUAUGGAUUUGCAUCUGUGUGGUGACAGCACUGGUGGGCCCAGUGCUGUAUGUAGUGAGCCACAUAAUGAUAGUGUAUGUGGGGAAGAAGGACCAUGUCCACCACUCAAUGCAGAGCCUUAGCUUCAACAUGUACAGGAACCUGAUGGUGCAGAACAUCGACAUCACUUCCCUCACUGGAGCCUUCGUUUCAUCUUCUUCUUCUGGUACCUCUUCUGUUUCUAUAUAUAUGCAAUGUAUUCAGGAACAUUAACAGCGGUACUGGCGGUCCCAGCAUUUGAGAAGCCUAUCGACUCUCUAGAGCACUUAGCACAGGCUCACCAUGAUGGCUACACCAUUGGUACCACCCGUGACUCCAGCUUUGAAGAUGCAUUCAAGGGGGCAGUCAGUGGAAUCUACCAUGAAGUGUGGAAGCUGUUCAACCAUAAGGAUCGGGACCAGAGUUUUCUUUCCACGCCAGCCAGUGGCUUUGAUAUGAUCCUGAAGCAGAAAUAUGUAUACAUCAAUGCCCAGCUCAACUCUGAGCUGAUAGCCACACAGCAAGGACGUGCAAAUUAUUACAUCGCCCGUGAAACUUUCUUACCCCAGGGUUAUGGAAUUGCCUGCAGUAGUGGCUCACCCUUCAAGGAAGUUUUCAGCAAUAUUCUUCUACGACUGACAGAGGCUGGCCUGGUGUACAAGUGGGCAGAUAAUGAAGUGAACAAGGUUGCCAAGAACAACUCCCCCACGAGUGAGACUGGACCAACAGCCAUUAAGAUUCAGCACUUACAGGCAGCAUUCUUCAUGUUGGUAAUAGGUUUUGCAACUUCUGCAGCAGUUUUUGGUGGAGAGAUUGUGGCUAGUAGACUGAGACAGAAUGACAAAACCACAAAACUUAUGGAAAAGGUUGUUUCUCAAACUAAGGACCAUCCUCCACAGCCAAGAACAGUCAGCAGAGGGACCUGGGUUAUUUAAGCAGUCUCUGUCAAUGCAAACCAGUGACCUCCACUCAUCUUACAAGGCCAGUGACUCCCACCUGUCAUACAGAGCCAGCAACUCCUUCCCCUUGUCCAAAGUCAGUGACUCCUCACGAUUAUGCAAAGACUGACUUCCACCCAUUAUGUAAAAAACAAUGAAAUUGCAACCCAAGCUGAACAGAUUACGUGAAAUAUUUACCUCUCAUGGUCAAGUGAAUUUUGAAAUUUACUUGCACAAAUAUUUUUUUUUAUUUACACUGACAAAUUUUGGAGGAAAUUUGCUUGCUCAUUUUUUAAGGGAAAAAUUCAGCAAAAUGUAAAAAUUUUGAAAUUUAUGUGCCCAUCAACUCACAGUUCACUUGUGUGCAUCUAAAUCCCUUUUACCCUCACCCUUCUGAAUACAAUGGUGUUUAAGAACCUUGUCGAUUUUCUUUGCUUCUUUUUCAUGUUGAUGUUUUCUCUUCAUUUUGUAACACAACUCUACAUACAUAGUAAUCUGUAGGAGCUUUUAUACUAAAUUAUCAAAAUAGGUCACUGUGAGAACAGACCACUAGAAGUAGGAGGGAUAAGCUGUGACAUCACUGAGGCUGUAGCAUGCAUCUGGGCUUUCUUAGCAGGUCAAGUCAAUGUGGGAAAAGAAAAGUCGGGGAUCAGCUCAGCUGUGACACGUCACUAUAUGGCGUCAGGUCAAGCCCCCCCACCUCACUGAUUCAACUUGUAAGGGGAGGCUGCGUUACGCAGCUCCUGCAAUAUUCUCUUCCUCUCAAAAUAAUAUUAACUUGUCCACUGGGGAUGUGCUGCACACAGAUAUGAAAAAUCACUUGUCCAGCCUCUAGUCUGAGCCGCUGGGCAUUGCUAAUCUGCACAGCCCGUUGCAACCAUUAUUUGAAGGCUGACUUCCACCCAUCAUUUAGAGACAGUGAUUUCCACCCAUUAUACAAAGACUGACUUACAAUCAUUGUGUGAAACAACUUCCACCUGUUAUGGACCAAGUUUCACAAGCAGAAACUAAGUCCACCAUUAACUUGCUGGACUUAUGUUUUCUUGGGACUUUUAGUUCACACCAUCCAGGUAACAGAAAUUGUCUCGCCAAAUCCUGGACAGACAAGUUGCUACACUGAAACUGCUGUCGGAGGAUGACAAAUAAAACCUGUAUUGGGUGAAGAAAGAGUCGGGCUUCCUGUUGAAUUAAGAAUCUGAUUUGGGCGCCAUUGGUUGAUUCGUCACUAUCAAUGGGAGCGUCUCAAAUGAUAGGGAUCCCUCCCUUCACCCUAAUCUGGUCAAUAGCUGCCUUGAACUUAUCAAGGAGCUCCUCACUGGCCAAUAUCAUUGCCUCCUGUACCGAGGCAGAUAAUGGGUUUGUUCCCAUUACCAGACAAGAUAUUGUCCAUCCUGUCAACUAUAUCCCCCACCCCAGCCCCUGGCAAACACCCUCAUCCUAUUUCUAUUUUUGGCACAGAAAGCUCUAUCUAGGUACUUUACCUGGAAAUCACCAACAAUUAAGGUUUUUGUACCUUCCUUGUCAGCCUUGCCCUUGACUGUUACCGUCCAUUUCAUCUGCCAAGGAAUUAAAAAAGUUAGUACACUUAGCUGUUGUCGUUUCCUUGGUGUCUUUGUUCACCACCAGUUUGGUCUCUCCUCACGACCCUCCAUUGGUCUGUAUUCUUGUUAGACACAGACUCCUCCUGUCUAGUGUGUCUUCCUCCUUCAUCCUUGCAAUCAUUUCCUUUAACUUCAAGUUUUUGUCCUUGACCUUCAUUAAUUCAGCUUUCAAAAAGGCACAUAGCCAUUGCACUGUCAGUUAAUCCCGGGAGCUAAAUCGGCUGUGUUUCCCUUUUCCUGCGUGGGUUUUAUCAAGAUUAUCUUCUCUAUGUUGCCAUUGCAGAUGUACAAGAAGAUUUUAAAACAUAAUUAGCAUAUCCUCAUAAUUAUUGUCAUAUUAUAUAGCCGUUUUCCGUACUGGCAUGGGUCUGCUGCGAUUACCUGAUGGUAGCUGUUGUGUAAAACUAGAUGUCCUCCUGCUCACCACAGCAAACCUAGGGUACAGGUUGCCAGCCAAAAAAAUGCAGCAGAGGUGAAAGGAUGGGUACAAUUCUGGUGACCCUGUGGCCAUCACACAUGUUGAAGCAAAGUUUUACAGCUGAAUACCCUUCCUAACACCAACUCACAGUGUGGGAAUGGCUGGCAAAGCAGGGCUGCAUCUCCCUGAAGUAAUGAAAAGAUUACCUGCCUGUACAGUAUACUGUAUACAGUACUUUAUAAAACUACAGGAGGUUGAAGCAAGUUCUAUUAAUUAUAACAAUUACAAGAGACCUCACCCUAUAGCCACUUAUAGAUUAGUUUGGAUUUGUUUAAGCUAAUUUAGAUAUUUGGUGGAUGGAGAGGUGUUCAAAGUCAAAAUUUGCACAUCAGUUUUAUUUGAAAGCCAUGAAUCCUCACAUAAAAUAAAAUAUAUAUACACUUCAAAAUAUUCUUCUGCUAGAAUUGAAUACAAAAAUUAUGUAUUAAAAGUAUUUAAUAAUUAAAUUCAUCAUGGAUACAGAACAUUCGUUCCUGACAUACAUUAUUAAUACACAACCUCACCGCUGUGUUAUUGAGCUCGGAGUACAACCUCUCUCCAUAUAGCAAAAAUUUUGGGAUGAUCAGUACAGGUAUCCCCCAUUCACAGUGUUCAUUUUAUUAUGUACUUCCCUCUUAUAGAGUGGUAGCAAAUUUCAGUUUAGCACAGUCUGCCAUGACACAGAAACUGGCAGUCCCCAAUGCACAUGUGAGAUGAAGCUGACCACUGUCACUUUACCUAAAGGUUGGUUACUUGGUGGAAGCUUUAUACUGCAUGUAUUGUGUGCUUAUUUGAAAGGAAACUGUAUGGUACUACACUGCAAUACUUGGAAUUUAUAUGCCAUAUAAAUACUUACAGCAUUAUUUUGUGUUGAUUAACAGCUGUUAUAAAGUGUGGGAAAUUACUAAUUGUAAUUUAAGCCUCAUCAUGCCUAAAUUAAGUCUUCCACUCUUGCUGCUAAAUGAAGUCUAUUGCUGUACUUUAGUUGUCAAAUUAAAUACAGCAAGUUAAUCACAGGAUUGAUAUUGCUAACUGAAUGGGUGUAGCUGCAUCUACUGUGUGUACUGUACAGGUACUAUAAUAAAGUUUAGCUCUUC